CUUAUUAUAGGCUUUUGACGUGGGUCAUCACGUGAUAAACGCUUGUUGUUCGUGUAAAAUUUUCGCGAUUCAGUCGUCUCUCUUAUUCCGAGCUAAUUAAGCGAACUAUCGCGAGCAAGCAUGGUGUACGAUGUUAAGCAUGUUGAACGAUGAUAGAAUUACUGCAUUAAUUUUGUUAGUGUGCGCCAUUACACGCGUACAUGAAAGUAUAGCUGAGUUAAAUGCUAACACCAAGGUUAAUGCCAAUAACAAGGAAAGUGAAAAAGUUAGGUACAACGAUUCUCUGGAACAUUGGAAGGGCAGAUGGAUGCCCAGUCGACCUGGUGAAUACACAGUGCCUCCCAAAGUCUUUCAUAAAAAGAGUAAAAUCGUAGAGUCAUCGCAAAAAGACGAAAAUGAGGAUAAUUCCUUGGAGCACUGGAAGGGCAGGUGGAUGCCCAGUCGACCUGGCGAGUACACAGCGCCUCCCAAAGUAUUUCAUAAAAAGAGUAAAAUCGUAGAAUCAUCGCGAAAUGAUGUAAACGAGGAAGAUUCCUUGGAGCAUUGGGAGGGCAGGUGGAUGCCCAGUCGACCUGGCGAGUACACGGCUCCUCCCAAGAUAUUUCACAAGAGCAAUGAAACAGAAUCAGUCGCGACUGGCAGCGGUAGCAGACGCGUCAACGCCGGAUUAAACGACACAUGCGACGAUGGACUGAACAAUGUAGAAGCUGAUUGGAACCGUGUAUCCAGGAGUCACGUGUGCUUCGGAAGAAAAAUCGUCCCCGAUCUCGGCAUAGUCGCAGAGUAUUAUUGCGAAACGAUUCCCAAAAAUUACAGAGUUAUGCAUCGGUGUAUGUCCGAGGCUAUCGACUACGUUGAAGACAUCCCGACAUUUGGAACCUCGAGACCCAUUUGGCCAGCUUACGGCGAAUACGAAUACCUGCCCGCACAGAGAUGGCUUCGCAGUCUGGAGCAGGGAGCUAUAGUCAUGUUGUAUCACCCCUGCGCCAACACACUCGAGGUGGAGCGUUUAAAGAGCCUGGUUAGAAGGUGCUUGAGAAGACACGUGAUAUCACCGAACGAUCAUCUCCACGAGGAGAGACCUUUAGCCUUACUUUCCUGGGGCUGCAAGCUGUCGAUGUCGUGGGUUGAUGAAAAUGCAGCCAAACGAUUCAUUCGCGAGAAUGCUUUACGCGGUCCCGAGGACCAUUUCGAGGAUGGAAACUACAUCCAUCAGUUGAUCGAGAAGGCCGGGCAAGUGUCCGGCGACGAAGACAGACAUCUGUGUCCGUAGACUACCAGAGCAAUUUUUCUACUGGUUUUCUUUUAAAUGGUACGGGGCUACGCUUAUGUCAUAUUAGCCAUGUGUCGAUACUCAUCAGCAUGUCAAAAUAUCCGGCUGCAUGCGCUGCCGAGUCUGCUCGAGCCUUGAAAAUCGCAAUGAACUCAGCUUAUUGACCGUAAGUUUCGCGUUUAAAAAUAAUAGCAAAAAAUAAAGAGACGUGCAAACUUUGAAUGUUUACGUAUGGCUUUAUAGCGAAUACUUACCACCGGUUCUGUUACUGUGUCGUGAACUUGCAAGAUGACAAUGCCGUCCAUUAUUAAACUGCACGCUUAAUUAAUCGAGACUACGGUAACACAAAUCCGUGCCGAUCAAAGGCAAACUAACGGUACAACUUUGAAAAUAAACUACGUGAACGCUCCUGUCGAUUCGAAUUACGAUUGUUUUAGAAAACCAAAUUUUAUCUGUCAAUGCGUAUUUUGGCUUCCUUUACGUAGUGACAUAAAGUUGUUAAUACACUAAGUAUCAAAACAAAUCCGGCAAAUAAUAAUAAGUAACGUGUGCUUUUUAACAUUUAACGUAAUACAUUAACAAUGCGACUGAAAGGUGAAAAGUGGUGGAGCGGUAAAAUCACAAGACGUCUAGUGGAAGAUGUUUUGUUUAAGUUUACUUCCAAUAUCUCGAAAUUUACAUUUUACAGCAGUAUCUUUAAAAUGGAUCGAGUACUUUUAGAUUAUUGAUUAACGCAACGAGCUUCACUAAGGGACUGCGAUGGGCUCUUUGAAUGUCCUUUUGACGAGUAACGGUUAAAGCGUCACCUUCACAUUCUCUCUUUCUCUCUCUCUCUCUCUCUCUCUCUCUCUCUCUCUCUCUCAUCGAAAGCCAUUUGACACGAUUGCACGACGAAAUUAUUUCGCUGUAGAUUCGAGUCCACGUUAUUGUCGUCUAUCGCGCUGCUAAAAUCUGCUCGUUCUUUCGUCCGCCAGCUGUGCGCGGAUUGCGACAACUGGAGGUGCCUCGUAUUUACAAUUGGCGACGAGAUAAGCCUCGGCUCGACGUGCGCGCACGCGGAAUACAAGCGAUACGAUUGACGCGACUGACUCGGGUUGUCCUUCUGACGGACGCGAGCCAUUGUUGCAGGGUUCAAGCGAUGAUUGCGAAAUGAUUCAGAAAUGCAAACGAAAACCGCAAGUUUGUACUUUAUGUUUCGCGAGAGAGAUAUUUUAAUGGGAUAGGCGUCGACGACAGUGAGGCCUGCUUUCUCCUCGAAAAAAAUGCUCGUACGAGCGAGAGUAAUUGCCUGUGAUUGCGCCCACUCUGCCGGAUAAAGAAGCCUUUUCACAGUCCCAAGAGCGAAGGUGUCUUUGAUAUUUUAGGUGCACUUGCAUUAAUAGUUCAGAUACCUAGUUCGUCUGUUAAUGCUAUUUUUUCACGCUUCUCCGUAUUAUCUUUGUUUUUCUCGUAGGUUCGAGUUGCUCACUAUUUUUUAUAUUAUAAUGGCAUACAAGCACACGCACGCACACACACACACGCGCACACACACACACACACAAACACACACACAUGAAUGUAUGUAUGUAUGUAUGUACGGAUGUAUGUAUGUAUGCUCGUAUACGUGGUUCAUGUGUGAACGUGUGUGUGUCUGUGUAUGUAACAUAGAGAUCUUUCAUUUGUCAUUAACAUGGUACAAAACUUCGAGGUUUUAAUAUUGGUAAUGAUAUAUUCAUAAAAUACUCAAUAUUCUAACAAGUUAAAUAAACUUUGUCUUUCUAAGAUAUAUUUAUUAAAAACUGUUAUAGCUUCGAUAAAUAUAAUACAACUUUGUAACACUUAUAGCAAUUUAAAAGCGUCUCUUUCAAUAAUAACGUUGUGUGUUGUUGAAUUCUCAUAAUUCAUAUAUAUAGCUAGGUAUAUCAUGAGUAUGCAUAUAUACCUACGCCGUCAUCGUAUAACGAGAAAACUCAAGACUAACUCGGUUACAGUGUAGAAAAAACUUGGAAAUCAUGAAAAAUAACUCAUCGGCGACGACUCGGUCGUUCGCCUUUACGCUCGAUCGAGAAACUACGAGACUGAGAGUGGCAUUUUAAAACACGUAAAUUGUUUUUGGGAAGAGUAGAUUCGAGGCCCGCGCGCCGACGCAUGCAGCGGAGCGUCUGCAAUUCAGAACGUAACAUCGAGUAAACGAGUACUUUGCAGUCGCGAAUACGCGACGCCCGGAAGAAAAAACUCGAGAGACAACAUUGAGAGAGAGAGAGAGAGAGAGAGAGAAAUAGAGCUUAAGUUUUGUUAUAUAGAAAAUUGAUAUAUUUAUAUACGUGUAACCGAGGAGCUUGAUCGUCUCUGCGAGCGAUAUGCAUGCCACAAUGUAAUGCUCGCGCGUCGGCGCUCCGCGAAAGCGCCGCAGCGUCGCGUCGCGCUCCACUCGAUCCGACCGUCGCUCUGCGCCGUCGUUCGCUCUCUUCGCGACCACUUGAUCGCAAUGUCCCACGCUCGCCGCGACGCUUCGGCGAUUGUCAUCGCGGAGUCUCGCGCAAGCUCUUAAAAUUAUUGCCAAUUUUGUACACUUCGCGUAUGUUUAUAUGUAUAGAUAUAAUGUCCCGUUUGCCCUCUGCUGGCUAUUCUCACCGUUGCGCUUCGAUGGAUCACUACUCUGCUGAAACUGAGGGAAUGUGUCGUCUCGAUUUCCUCUCUCCGGCGCGUCGCUUCACAUAUGCGAUAAUACACGUUAGUUGCCCGACGACAUUGCGAGAUAUUAAUAACAUUAGGCAGAAAACACCGUUGAUUUAUUUAUAGAUAUGAGUCAUCGUUAAAUACGGAAUUCUUAAUCGCGUUAUACUUGCUUGUCUCUUCCCUAUGAAAUAACUACGAUAAAAAGUAUUCAGAAGUUUGUUUGUUUGUUUGUUUUUACCUCUUUCUUGCGUUUUCUUACAUUACUCUCUUCUGCUUUUUCGCUCAUUCGCGCCACAACGACGUGCUGAUAUUGUUUCAUUGACCCUUUUUACUGCACGCACUUCGAGAUCCAAUCUCCCAAAAUUAUUUUAUUUCUUUAACAUUUAUAUAAUCCCGUUAAGUAUAAUCUCACUUUUUCACAUGAAAUUCACUCGCGUGAACCGUCAUUGUCAUUAUCAUUAUUAUUAUUAUUAUUAUUAUUAUUAUUAUUGUUAUCAUUAUUAUUAUUAUUAUUAUUAUUAUUAUUAUUAUUAUUAUUAUUAUUAUUAUUAUUAUUAUUAUUAUUAUUAUUAUUAUUAUUUGCAACGUUUUUCCUUUUUACUUAAAUUGCAUAGUUAAAGUUAAUUAAUCUCCGUCAUCUCAUCGACAAUGCGCCAUUAUUUUGCCGCGUUAUAUCGUAUCUAAACAUUUCAAAAUUAUGAUUUAGCUGAAAAUGGAAUUGACACUGAUAAGAUUAUUAAAGUAGCCUUUCUUACAAGUAAUUGUACCGAUGUGACACCGACCCAUGUACAUUUUCGACGGUUCAAUUUCAGCAAAUGGUUUUCAAUACAUUCCUCUAUUCGAUUGUUCAUCCCUCUAGCGCAACGAUCGCUCGAAGUUUUUCAAAAUUCUCUUGUGAAUUUCACAAGCUAUCUCAAAAAAUGUCGGGGCCAGUCGAGCUGGGAACGCGAUCAAUUCCACGGGAAUUCACCGAAAUACUCGCUACUCGUCUCGUCUAUCGUCGUCGAAAUCAUCGAAAGCGCCCCGAAAAGCUCACGCUGCAAAGGUAAACGCCAGUAGAAGAGCGCGUGGGGGGGGGGGUGACUCGAGUUGCAGCCACAGCAUCCCGGAAGACGAGUGGCGUCGAAGCGCUGAGAGUCGGAGAACGGGCAGAGAGAGAAAGAGAACGAGGCGCGCGAUCCGUCUGGCGCGCUCAUCGGCGAGCGACGCGUCGCGAAAUUGACUCGCGCUCGCGAGCGGCCGGUUCCGGGAGCGAGAGCGCGUCCGCGAGUCGCGCGUUAGGCCAAACUUCCGAUACACAAUCGGUUAUUGUGCUCCGUCAAUUGUAUAGUCGCGGCGUUGCAUCUCGAGGCUAGGUCGAUCGAGCGCGUCGAUUCCCGUGUGAACGUAACGAGGAGCCGUCGCAGACCGGGAAAUCGUCCAAAAGAAGCUCUGUCCGUCCCCGCGACUGGCGUCACGUGUUCUUUCUCUCUCUCGUCUUGUCUUGCUUCCGCAAUGGCGAACGAUCAGGUGUGACGCCCGCGCCGCCGGCUAUCGUGAUCGAUCGGACGACUGUAAUACUGCUGCGCGCGAGUGAUGCAAAGGUGGCCUCGCUCGUCCGCGACGCAGCUCGGCGCUGCCGGGCCAAAAGCCGUUUCGGCGUCGUCCACUGGAAAUCUUUACUGCCAGUCGGACGAUCCGAUUUCACGCGAAUACAUGCGAAAAUUCAAGCGCAUCCGCAGUUCCUUCAAGUUCUAAUUGGAUCUUUAUUUCGUGCUACUUGUUGGCUACUCGCGUCGGAGAACCAUCUAUACGCACACACGCACGUGUGCGCUGAAAGAGAUAGAGAAUCCUGCACUUUCACGCUUGCAGCCUUAAUUUCUGUUGGUCUUUACUCUCCGCUGGCAUCGUUCGUUUCAUUACAACUAGAAGAUUGCGCGGAGCAUUCCGCCGUGUUAUUCUAUAAUGUUGACUAGGGUUUGACGUUUGACAAGGCGAAUCCCUAACGAGUAAGUAGCAAUUGAUUCAAUCACAUUGAAAUGCACAGACUUGAAAAUUGGAAUUGAAAAUUCAGCGCUUCACAGCACUUUUAUUAAUAUCGCGUUGUCGAUAAAUUUAUGCGUGCGCGUGUUUUUUUUUUUCUGGUUUGCCAUCGUCGUCUCGACCGCUCCUUCGACGCGUUCGCCUGCGACAGGGAUCCGCACGGAUUGUCGAAAGCACGGAACUGGAGCUAUGAGUCGCGGCUGCACAAUAUCGUGCUUGUCCGCGAUUCCGAACAACGCGGUCCGCGCACGGUUAUGAGUCUUCCUCCGUGCUUUCGACAAUAGGCGCUCGGUAAGCUCUGCGAGAGCCGAGUCCGUCAUCUCGCCCUCGCUCGUACCUCUUAGACCUCUUAGAUGCAGUUUUAGUUAAUUUUAACGACAUACUUGUUUUUCUUUUUUCUUUUUCUUUUUUUUGGUUUAUUUUCACGACUCGUAUCGUAAAUUGGAAUAUAAUAGAUAUAGAUAUAUAUAUGUAUAAUGAUAGUAACGGCAGCUAUCUAAGCUAACAAUUACACUUUCUGUACAGGAUGCGUCGCAGCUGCGAACCUGCCGUCCGUCAUUCCGAAAACGGUCCGUCGAAGUCGUCAGCUUCGACGACACUCAGCACUCGUUGAGUUGACAACGCGAGAUCGCCCUGAACGCUUUGCAACGUGGAACGCGUAUUCUUCAGUUGCGGUGAACAUGCGUGAAUGUGUGUGUGUGAGUGUGUGUGUGUGUGUGAGUGUGAAUGUGAAUGAGCGUGUCAUAAUCUCGACGAAAACCUCGUGAAAUAUGCAACGCACGAUCCUGAAAACUUGCGGCCAAAGCUGUCGGCGAGGGCGACACCGAUAACAAUGAAAAGCACUCGCAUUUACUCGCUCGCGCACUCACUCGCGCAUUCUCCCCGCCAAUUGUCUGCCGGUAACACCUAUAUGUGUAGAUAUAUCGUAUUUAUUGCUGCACCGGUACGAGAAUCGUGCCUCGCCAACGCUCCGCCAAUCGGCGUGGCGCCGCGAAGGGGCGAGCCGCGCCUUAAUCAAGCCACCACGUGGUCUACAAUAAUAAUAAAAAAUAGCGACCGAACGAAGGGAAAGC
Molecule: messenger RNA, 7026 nt
Organism: Phymastichus coffea
Lineage: Eukaryota; Metazoa; Arthropoda; Insecta; Hymenoptera; Eulophidae
Exons: 6
Coding region: 131-1273 (380 amino acids)
Cellular component (GO): cytoplasm
Source: RefSeq, a predicted model, not a curated record